Messenger RNA from Penicillium manginii, 852 nucleotides. RefSeq lists its product as uncharacterized. The record is from RefSeq and is a predicted model, not a curated record. The transcript has a single exon. Bases 1 to 852 code for a protein of 283 amino acids. Lineage: Eukaryota; Fungi; Ascomycota; Eurotiomycetes; Eurotiales; Aspergillaceae.
AUGGAUCUAUCUUCGUUAGAAGGUCCGCCAAUCGAUGAUCCGAGGGUGGUCAUUACACCUGAUCCCAUGGAUGGUCAUGUUCAUCUGCGAUCGCCUGUAAUGGAUUCCAAUACAAACCCCAGUCGGCUGUGGAGGUCUCUACCACCGAGACCAUCAUCCCCGAGACGCCGUCCUUCCUCGUCAUACGAGUCCCUGGCAGCGCACAAUAACAAUAACCAUGCCUAUCGCUAUCAUCACCGACCACCCAACCCUCGAACCGAAACCUCUCUCAGCGAGGGCCAUCUCCGCAGAACACACGCCCAAAGGGGUAGGAGGACCCCAUCACCCGAUAUAGAUAUGGACAUCGACCUGCAUAUGGAUCUUCGCAUUGACUCUGAGCCACGAGGCCCGAGAUUUACCCAGCGACCCCGAUCACCAAUGCGGGACCUGGUACCUCUACCUCUUUUAAGCGCCGAUACCCCAGCACCAUCUAAUCGCCAGCACGAACGCGGCCGACGAACACAAAGCUGCUGUCCACUUGUCUGGGUCGAAUCCGAUCAGCAGUGGAUAGUCAGUGAAUCGUAUCGCCAACAGCAGGAAGAGCCCUGUGUGGAGCAUAGUCGAGCGUCGGACUCCAUUUUUCAUCGAACGCCGCUGUCAGAUCCGUUCUUGGGGCUAGGGUUGGGCUCGGAUUUUGACGCUUGGGAUGGAGCUGAGAAUGAGCCCGUCGAUUGUCCGCCUACUUAUGAGAGCCAUGGGUUUAGUCCCACGUAUGCCAGGCGACUGGGACAGGGACGAGGCCAGGGACAGGGGCGGUGGAGCGAGGUGGCGUAUCGGAUGCAUGACCUGUCUACUCCGUACGGUGGGAGAUGA